Molecule: messenger RNA, 1350 nt
Organism: Penicillium robsamsonii
Lineage: Eukaryota; Fungi; Ascomycota; Eurotiomycetes; Eurotiales; Aspergillaceae
Product: PP2C family serine/threonine-protein phosphatase
Exons: 2
Coding region: 1-1350 (449 amino acids)
Biological process (GO): protein dephosphorylation
Molecular function (GO): protein serine/threonine phosphatase activity
Source: RefSeq, a predicted model, not a curated record
AUGUUAUCAUGUCUCGCCCGACCGCGUAUAGGGCGCGUGACCACCUCCAUCGUACGGACACACACUAAACGUUCCUUCUCAAUGAAGAGCUUUACUUCAAAUUCAAAAAUCUAUAUUGCAACUGCUGGUUUGAUCAGCACGCCCGGCCUGUGGUGGUUGACUACUACAAGUGAUGAUGUGCCCCGCCUCGAAAAUCCACCGGUCGAGCACUUGGCCCUUGAGCCGGGCCCGUCCAGAGAGGAUGUGACACAAAUAUUAUCGAAAGAAGCAUACUCCUUCCAGGUGAGAGAUAUUGCGGGCGUCAAAAGAUAUGAUGGCGUUCAAUUGGCGUCCAAUAGCCCGUGCGAGGACCGGUUUAUCCAUGGCAAACUUUCCUCGCCGUGGAAUGAGAAUGAUCAAUGGAUGUCCUGGGCUGUUUUUGACGGACAUUCGGGCUGGCAGACAGCAGAACUGUUGACAAAGCAACUCCUUCCUUUCGUGCGACGCAGAUUGGCCGAAAUUAAACCACUUUCAAACGAGCCGGUGCCAAAUGAGUCGGUCCAGGGCGCUAUCAUGAAAGGAUUCGUGGAACUUGACGAUUCGAUCAUCAAGACUGCACAGGAUACAUCUAAGAGCAAAGAAUCCUUUCAAGACAAGGUUAAGAGACUGGCUCCUGCUUACGCUGGUUCAUGUGCUUUGUUAUCUCUGUACAAUCCUACCACAAGCACGCUGCACGUUGCUUGUACUGGUGACUCAAGAGCGGUUUUGGGACAAAAAGGAUCAGAUGGCAAGUGGGAAGUGAUUCCCUUGUCGGUAGACCAAACUGGCAGCAAUGAAGAAGAGACCACCCGUAUUUCCAAGGAGCAUCCUGGCGAGGAAAACAUAUCCAAAGAUGGACGAGUGCUUGGACUCAUGGUCUCACGAGCAUUUGGUGACAGUCUAUGGAAGUGGCCUCUAGAAUUCCAGAAGGAAAUGAAACGGAAAUUCAAUGGUCCAGCUCCCCUAACGCCACGGUACAAUGUUCGUACACCCCCAUACUUGACUGCCGAGCCGGUUGUGACAAGCACCAAGAUCGACCCUACUAAACCCUCGUUCUUGAUUCUCGCAACCGAUGGGCUGUGGGAUUAUCUGUCCAAGUCAACAGAUCGACGUUUUGACUAUGGCAGAUUCUGGGACGAUGUGGACUGGAAGUUUGUGGAGGAGAGAACAACAACCCAAGAUGAUAAUGCUGCAGUUCAUCUGGUGCGCAACUCCCUUGGUGGAAGUCAUCAUGAGUUGAUCGCAGGCCGGCUUGCCUUUGGCCCUCCUUUUUCUCGACGGGUACGGGAUGAUAUCACCGUGCAGGUUGUUUUCUUUAAUGCCGAGAAGUGA